AUGGCAGUCAACUCGAUCAAACCUAUUCGCGUUUGGCUGACACCUCCUGGACCUAACCCGUGGAAGCCAGUUUUCUUGCUUGAAGAGUUAGGGCUGAAAUACCAGAUACAGUCCUUUCGAUUUGACGACGUUAAAAAAGAGCCCUAUAUCAGCAUCAAUCCAAAUGGUCGCGUGCCGGCUAUCGAAGACCCAAAUACAAGGAUAACGUUGUGGGAAUCGGGUGCAAUUUACCAGUAUUUAAUCGAACAAUACGACACAAGUAACCGCCUAUCGUACGAUACUCUUUCAGAGAAACAUAAAUGCAACCAGUGGCUCCAUUUUCAGAUGAGCGGUCAAGGGCCCUACUAUGGACAAUGUGGCUGGUUUCAGCACUUACACUCCGAGAAGAUCCCCUCGGCUAUCGAGCGUUAUAAGAGUGAGAUUAGGCGAGUGCUGAGCGUUAUUGAAGGCGUGUUAGCAGACAAACCGGCUACUGCUCAGUGGCUAGUCGGUGAUAAAAUGACAUUUGCAGAUAUGGCUUUUGUACCAUGGAACUGCCGCCUCAGCGAGGUAUUGAUGCAACCGUGGGAUGAAAUAUGGGAUGGUAUACCCCAUGUCCGCGCUUGGCACGAGCGGAUGGCUGUGCUUCCGUCUUGGAAACGUUCUAUGGAAAAACGGGAUCAGUUGAUGGAUGAGCAGGGAUUGCAGUGGAACGGGUUUCCAAAAGGCAUUGUAUCAUUUCAGGAGUAUGAGAAAGUCAUAGCUCAUAAUGCCGAACUUGGCGACUAG
Molecule: messenger RNA, 768 nt
Organism: Trichoderma harzianum CBS 226.95
Lineage: Eukaryota; Fungi; Ascomycota; Sordariomycetes; Hypocreales; Hypocreaceae
Exons: 3
Coding region: 1-768 (255 amino acids)
Source: RefSeq, a predicted model, not a curated record